AUGAAUGCCAAGCAUGUUGUUGAACAAGAAAAAGGAACCAAGAGAGAAAACAUACGGAUGGCAAUUGCAUUUCUUAAAGAAACUGACGGUUUGCUGAAGAUUGAGGAUAUAUUACCGUUCUUUCCAGAUUUUGCCCUGAUUGAUGACUUCAAAUAUGAGAACGAGGUCCUUUAUCUCUUUUUCGAUAUGAUGGGGAUGGGUUUCUGUCUUGAUAUGGCUGCCUUUUUAGUUGGGCAGGAGCUUUAUUGUGAUGAAGUUCAAAAUUUUCAAGGAGCAAACUCAAAAUUGAGGAGUAUAAGUUUUUCCAAAAAGGAUCCUGAAAGGCAACAAAUAUUUUCUGGAGUUCUCUUUGGAUGGAACAUAAACCAAACCGAUCAUUUCGCAUUACUCCAAUUCAAGCAGUUGAUAUCUAGUGAUCCUUAUGGUAUCUUAGAUUCUUGGAACAGUUCAACCCACUUUUGCAAAUGGAAUGGAAUCAUGUGUAGUCCCAAGCAUCAAAGAGUAACAACAUUGAUGUUGCAAGGAUACAAUUUGCAUGGAUCCAUAUCUCCAUAUAUUGGCAAUAUCUCUCAUAUGAGAUUCCUCAACCUUGGAAACAACAGCUUCAACGGAAGCAUUCCACAAGAACUCAGUCGUUUGUCACGAUUAAGGUUUUUCCUUCUACUAAACAACUCGCUGGAUGGAGAAUUUCCUCUGAACUUGACAAAGUGCUCUGAGCUCAAAGUAAUACACAUAUCAGGAAACAAACUUAUUGGAAGUAUACCUAGUCAAAUUGGUUCUCUUCAAAAGCUUCAAAAUUUUAUUAUUGAGAGAAACAAUUUUUCUGGAAAAAUCCCACCUUCUGUAAGGAAUCUGUCAUCCCUCAUUCUUUUUGGGACUGGCUAUAAUAACUUGACGGGAAAUCUUCCACAAGAAUUGUGCUACCUAAAACAGUUGAAGAGAUUAUCACUGCAUGCCAACAAAUUGUCUGGUACACUUCCUUCUUGUCUUUAUAAUAUGUCAUCUCUUACUUUUAUCUCAGCGGCAGCAAAUAACUUUACUGGCUUUCUUCCAUCCAAUAUGUUCCACACCCUCCACAAUCUCCAAUACUUUGCCAUUGGAUGGAAUCAAUUCUCAGAAUAUCUCCGGCUUGGAAUACUUGAAUGUUUCUUUUAACAUGUUGGAAGGUGAGGUGCCAACAGAUGGUGUCUUUGGAAAUGCAACCCAAAUAGCAUUGAUUGGAAACAGUAAACUUUGUGGGUGACAUGGU
This is a messenger RNA of Vicia villosa (hairy vetch), 1249 nucleotides long. Its product is annotated as LRR receptor-like serine/threonine-protein kinase EFR. Lineage: Eukaryota; Viridiplantae; Streptophyta; Magnoliopsida; Fabales; Fabaceae. The record is from RefSeq and is a predicted model, not a curated record. Bases 1 to 1155 code for a protein of 384 amino acids. Gene Ontology annotation, molecular function: protein binding. The transcript is spliced from 5 exons.